Messenger RNA from Doryrhamphus excisus (bluestripe pipefish), 1909 nucleotides. RefSeq names its product microtubule-associated protein 1 light chain 3 beta (gene map1lc3b). Lineage: Eukaryota; Metazoa; Chordata; Actinopteri; Syngnathiformes; Syngnathidae. The record is from RefSeq and is a predicted model, not a curated record.
AGCUGACAUGUUUGUUUUGCUUACUCGGGAGGUCGUCAUGAUAAAAACAUAGACGAAGGAAAGGAGCAUAUCAAACCACAACCGAGUAACGUCAAAGGCUCUUCGCUGCCAUUGAAACACAGCUGUACGUCAUUUGUCACCGAUAGUGUCGUCAACGGCUGCCCUCUUUGUUUGCUAACACCACAAUUACCACCGUUGUCGACUGGGCGACGACUUUGACGCAGUAUGCCUUCAGAGAAAUCCUUCAAACAAAGGAGGACAUUCGAUCAGCGAGUAGAAGAUGUUCGGCUGAUCCGGGAGCAGCACCCGAACAAGAUACCUGUGAUCAUCGAGAGGUAUAAAGGAGAGAAACAGCUCCCCAUCCUGGACAAGACCAAGUUCUUAGUGCCAGACCACGUCAACAUGAGUGAACUCAUCAAGAUUAUCAGGAGGCGCCUCCAGCUCAAUUCCAACCAGGCUUUCUUCCUGCUGGUCAACGGCCACAGCAUGGUGUCCGUGUCAGCUGCCAUCUCCGAGGUGUACGAGCGGGAGCGGGACCAAGACGGCUUCCUAUACAUGAUGUACGCCUCCCAGGAGACCUUUGGCACCGUCCCGACCCCCCAGUGAUCAGACUUCCUGUCGUCUUCUCCCUCUUGGCCAGCGAUUGGACAAUUCUAGUUUUUAGUUCCUGUUCGUGUUUUUCCCCCUCUUAAUAACCCCCGUCUUCCCCUCUACGUUAGUCCCGACUAUGAACUAAAACGCAAAUUGCUUCAUGUAAAAGACAAAAGUAGAGGUUGUGAUUUCUGUUUUAUGGAUUCUGACAGCGUGUUUGUGCCACUAGUUUAAAGCCACACAGGUCAAGCAGAGUCUAAGACAGAAAAGCAGUUUAUUCUUCAUUUCUAAUGUCUACUGUCUCUAUAUUCUUCAUCGUGUAUGCUAUGGUGGCAACACAUCAUUUUUAGCCUGUUUUUUUUCUAUCCAUCUUUUGCGAUUUUACAUAAAAGUGGUGCAUUUCCAAGUAGCAAACGAACAAAGCUAACGAUCAUUGAAAGUGCAACAGAACGACUCAAUGUGUAGAUUCAAGAGGCCUGCAGAUUUUUUUUUUUUUAAAAGCUACCCAAAUUAAAAUGUUUUAAGUUUUGUUAAUAUAAAAAGUGUCCAGAGCAGGUGUGCCUUAAAGCAGCAUCAGUGGAUCAACUAACCGGUUACAAGAGAACAUUUAAGUGUUGUGUAAAUAAUUCAUCCCAUUCACUGUCAAAUAUACCAUAAGGUAACGGCUGUGUGUCAAUCACAUUUAAAGUGUAGUGAUGCUCUUCAACGUUAUGUGUUCCCUCCAUCCUCAGGUCCUAAUAUAUGGUCACUUCUGGCUCAAAAAAAAAACAAAAAAAAAAACACUUGUCCACUUUUUUAUACAGUUUGUUGUUCUAGCUGUGAUUCGGCCCAUCCCGUUCCCUUUUAGAUAUUCCAACACAAACGUAAAAAAUGGCCUUGCUGAGUGGGUUUUUCCGAAUUUGGGGGGGCUUCAUUUCUUGUCAGUGAACGCUCCACAUGUGUCGACUGUGUCACUGUGUUGACUUUGGACCCACGGGGGGUUGGUUUCCGGGUGCUGCCGUUGUGGGGAAACUUCACUGUGUGUUGCAAAGGGCUGCAUAUCCUGUAUGUGUACACGCAAAACUUUUCAUGCAUCCGUGUUGUGCAGGGUGAAGUGCAGCUGCCUUUACCGUAGUAUUUUAUUAUUUGGAUUGUUUUAUUUAAUUUUUUUUUAUUUGUUGUGCAACACUAUCAAUGAUAGACAAGUCAAAGCCACUGUGCGUUGCAGAGGGAUGGAGCAUUUGUGUUGUCUUCUAGCCCCACAUUCACACAGAGCAAUAGCUACUUAUGUAUUUAUGUUGGUAUUUUGUUAACAAUAAAAGGAAAAAAAAGUGUCAAA